Messenger RNA from Durusdinium trenchii, 696 nucleotides. Lineage: Eukaryota; Dinophyceae; Suessiales; Symbiodiniaceae. The record is from the annotation of a GenBank genome assembly.
AUGGCACUCUUCAAGAUUGUGUUCUCUUUGCUGCUGCUGGCUGCUGCAGAGGAGUGCGACAACUCUGAGCGUGAUGAGGUGCAGCUCCUGCAAGCCCAGGAUAAGGGCAGAGAGAUUCAGCCAGAUUGGACCAAGAUCGUCGAUGCUGCCAAAACUGCAGUGAAUUCAGGCAUUGGAAAGGUGACCACCCAAUUGUCUGAUGCUCUCGACACUGCGAACACGAAAAUUCUGGCUGCUGGCACAAAGUUCAAUCAAUCCGUGGAGAAAUUCGAAUCCAAAGCCAAUGCAAACUUCACCGUGAGCCAGAACCUUUCAGCGUUCAAGAGUCUUAUCGAUGCCAAUGUCAAGCAGUUCGUCCCGUCCUACAACACGACCCUGAAACAGGUCACAACUGGACUUGCAACCACCAAGACCGUUAUGGGAGCAAUGGGCCAGAAGGAGUUGGCAGAGAAAUUGGAGAAAUUAGAGGGCACUGUCACCGACAAUUUGAGAGCCCUGGCGGAUUCAACCCAGGCCAUGGCGCAAGAUAUGACACAGGCUACAGCAGAUAACUAUGGUGACUACUUUGCCACAAUGAAGAAGAAGUUGCAAUUUAUCUCUUCAACCAGUGCCUCUUUCAAGAGCACCUUCGAGUCACAGUUGGAGGCCUUCUCAGGUGCCUUGCUCGGACCCUUGGAGGACGCAAAUGAUGUAUAA